This is a messenger RNA of Panicum hallii, 3492 nucleotides long. RefSeq lists its product as uncharacterized. NCBI's taxonomy places the organism in Eukaryota, Viridiplantae, Streptophyta, Magnoliopsida, Poales, Poaceae. The record is from RefSeq and is a predicted model, not a curated record. Gene Ontology annotation, cellular component: nuclear envelope; cytosol. Gene Ontology annotation, biological process: protein import into nucleus. The transcript has 21 exons. Bases 18 to 3311 code for a protein of 1097 amino acids.
CCUAGGGUUUAGGCUUCAUGGAGAUCGAGACAUCCGCCGCCCCCGCCGCCGCCCUGGCCGGCGACGAGCUGCGGCGGCUCCUCGCCGCCACCCUCAGCCCCGACAAGGCGUCGGUGGACGCCGCCGCCGCGGGGCUCGACAGGGCCGCUGCGGACCCGCGCUUCCCCCUCGCAAUCCUCGCCGUCGCCGCAGGGGAUGGUGAUCAAGGGGUAAGAGUUGCUGCUGCAACAUACUUGAAGAAUUUCACCCGGCGCAAUAUGGAAGGCAGCCUAUCUUCAUCUCAGCUUUACAAGGAGUUUCGCGACCAACUUGCCCAGACUUUGCUCCAAGUGGAACCUGCAAUUCUUCGAGUGCUGAUUGAAGCUUUCCGCCAAGUUGUUGAAAAAGAUUUUGUCAAGGAUAACUUGUGGCCUGAGCUUAUCCCUCAGCUGAAACUAGUGAUCCAGAGUAGUAAUCUUAUUAGUCCAGGCCAGCAUCCUGAGUGGAAUACCAUUAAUGCUCUCAAAGUACUUCAAUCUGUUGUUAGGCCCUUCCAGUAUUUCUUGAAUCCAAAAGUUGCAAAAGAGCCUGUUCCACAACAAUUGGAGCAAAUUGCAGCUGAGAUUCUUGUACCAUUGCAAUUGACAUUCCAUCAUUUUGCUGACAAGGUUCUGUUGUCACCCGAUGCAAAUAAAUUGGAAUAUGAGCAGCUCUUACUCAUCACAUGCAAAUGCAUGUAUUUCACUGUGAGGUCAUACAUGCCAUCUAGGGUGAAGCAAAUUUUGCCUUCCUUUUGCAAAGACAUGUACCGUAUACUAGAUUCUUUGGACUUUAAUAGUCUUCCUGAAGAUGGAGCUAUGAUGAGGCUCAAGAUUGCAAAGAGAUGCCUCGUUAUAUUUUGCGCACUUGUUACUCGUCACCGGAAGCAUGCAGAUGACCAGAUGCCACAUAUUGUCAACUGCGCAAUCAAAAUAUCAAAACAAAGCAUUAAUUUAAGUGGACUCGACUCUCUCCCCAACCGGAUUUUUUCAUUAGCAUUUGAUGUGAUUUCUCGAGUUUUGGAAACAGGACCAGGGUGGCGACUUGUUUCACCACAUUUUUCUUCACUUCUGGAUUCAGCAAUUUUUCCAGCAUUAGCAUUGAAUGAGAAGGAUAUAGCAGAGUGGGAGGAAGAUACUGAUGAGUAUGUGCAAAAGAAUCUUCCCUCUGAACUUGAUGAAAUUUCAGGGUGGACUGAGGAUUUAUUCACUGCAAGGAAAAGUGCAAUCAAUUUACUUGGUGUUAUAGCGCUGUCAAAGGGUCCACCAGUUGCAUCUGCAGCAUCCAAGCGCAAGAAAGGUGAUAAAAGUAAAGGAAAAUCAGAAAGGAGCUCCAUUGGGGAGUUAUUGGUCAUCCCAUUCCUGUCAAAAUUUCAUAUACCUUCCCAUGGCGAAGAUGCAUCAUCAAGGGCCGUGCGGAAUUAUUUUGGUGUUUUAAUGGCAUAUGGAGGCCUCCAAGAUUUUCUGACUGAGAAGAAAGAGCUGACAGUUACAUUGAUCAGGAAUCGGAUUCUUCCAUUGUAUUCAAUGGAUCCAUGCAGCCCAUAUUUAAUUUCAACAGCUAAUUGGGUUAUUGGACAGCUUGCGAUAUGCCUACCAGAGGCAAUGAACACUAGUAUUUAUCAUUCCUUAAUGAAGGCAUUGACCAUGGAGGACAUGGAGGACAUAACAUGCUAUCCAGUUUGUGCCUCUGCUUCUGGUGCCAUUGCAGAACUAAUCGAGAACAGUUAUGCUCCACCUGACUGGCUCAUUCUUUUGCAAACGGUUGUGAAAAGAAUAAGUACUGGAGAUGAAAACGAGUCUGCUCUUUUGUUUAAACUUCUGGGCACUAUAGUUGAGGGUGGACAAGAAAAAGUUCUGCCUCAUAUUCCUGAAAUUGUGUCUAAUAUUGCCAAUACUGUAAUGAAGCUUCUGCCCCCUGUUCCAGAUCCCUGGCCUCAGGUUGUUGAACAGGGUUUUACCUCACUGGUAGCAAUGGCUCAAGCUUGGGAGAGCUCUGCGCCAGAUGAAAACAGGAAACAUGAAAAGAGGGUCUGGCAGUCAGGCCAGUCUUCUAUUGCUCAAACAUUUUCGUUACUGCUACAAAGAGCUUGGUUGUUGCCAGUUGAGCAUACGGAGAACUCUUGUUCGUCAUUGCCACCUCCAUCAUGUGUAAAUGAUGCCUCUGUAUUACUUGAGUUUGUCAUGAGGUCUGUGACUUGCAUGGAAGAAACUGCAAGGAUGAAGGUCUUUGAGCUAGUACCUAUAUGGGCUGACACUAUUGCUAACUGGGACUCCUGGGAGGAGAUGGAGGAUCAGGAAGUUUUCAACACAAUUAAGGAAGCCAUCAAUUUCCACCAAAGAUUUGACCUCACCGGUUCCUUCCUGAAAAUGCUUCCUUCGCUGUCUGAAAAUGGUUCACAAAGUUCAGUCAUUGGCCGGGUGUCUAAUUUUGUGACCAGGGCGAUUGCAGCCUACCCAUCUGCUACAUGGAGGGCAUGCUCAUGCAUCCAUACACUAUUGCACGCUCCAAACUUCUCCCUUGGAACUGAAGAUGCUAGAAAGGCUAUUGCUGUAUCCUUUGCGCAAGCAGCAUUUUCCCGUUUCAAGUCUAUAUCUGACAGUCCUGCGGGGAUAUGGAAACCACUAUUGUUGGCAAUUUCAUCAUGCUACAUUUGCUAUCCAGAUGCCAUUGAACAAGUCUUAAACAACUAUGAUGGUAAUGGCUAUACGAUUUGGGCAUCUGCAUUGGCACAAGCAUCAAGCAGCUCAUUCAGUCCUGGCCUGUCAUCUGAAUCCGAGAUCAAAUUAGCUGUGCUAACACUAUCAAUGGUGAUUGAGCGUCUCUUGGUCCUUUCCAUGGGUGGCACCAAAGUGUUGCAAGACUGCUAUGUAUCAUUGAUGGAUUCUUGCAUUCAGCUUAAGGAACUUCAGGAGGAUGGGGAUAAUGACGACGAUGAUGAUGGCGCUGAAGAUCUUGAUGAUGAUGAAGAGGAGGAAGACACUGAAGAUGACGAUGAGGAUUCGGAGGAUGAUGAUGUGCGAGAAGAGACGGAAGAGGAAUUCCUUGAAAGAUAUGCACUGGCGGCUGCAGGUGAGUCGAUCGAGGUUGUCGAGGAAGGAGAUCUGGAUGAGGAAACACAAGACAUUGAAUUGGGUUCUCUGGAUGAAGUGGACAUACAACAAGUGGUCCUUUCUCUGAUGCAGAAGCAACCUGCACUGCAGGCCCAAACGUUGCCAGAUGGUCUAAUUGAGAGAAUUGCAGAGACGUUUCCUGAGUACAAACAUCUGUGCCAAGCUCGUCGACAAGCUUAGAGGAUAGGAUACAUGUGCAGGUUUCAUUGUUUUGUAGGUUUCUUUUUUAUUUUUCUUUAGAUUUUAUUUUUGACCCCUUCGGGUGUUGUUCCUAUGUGAGUGUGACAUUGCUCUUGUUAUUUUUAUCUGUGGAAUUGUGAAUGAAAAUGUUAAUGAGAUAAGCACUUAAAUUCGAAGCCUA